AUAAAUGUCAAAGGAAAAGUCAUAAUACUUUUUGGAACCCUUUUAUGCAUGUGGUGAAUUUUACCAUAUAUCGGUAACAGAUUGUUAAAAAAACUUUUAUUUUUAAACACAUUAUACACUUAUGAGAAUAUUUACAGAAUUUCUACGUUUAGACAGUAUUUAUAUUAACAAUAAAAAAUGGGGAAAUCUAAGAAAAUCCGUAAAGGAACGGCUGAUGAAAGCGAAUCGGACGUCGAAAACGAUACUCAAGAGGUAAUCGAGAAAGCUCAAAAUAAGAAAAAAUCUUCCAAACCGCAGAUUCUCAGUGAUGACACGAAACUGGAUAAAGCCGAUUCUAAAAAAUCGAAAAGUAAAAAAGAGAAAAAACCUGUCGAAUCAGAUGGUUCUGAUAUUGAAGUAGUUUCUACUGUAAAGAAAUCAUUUGCGCUGCUGCAAAUUGAUGAUGAAGAUUCUGAUGGUGAUUCUAAAGCUAUUGUAGAUGAAGACGAAGACGAAUGUGAUACAAAACCUAUUAAGAAAGAUAAUAAAAAGAAAUCAAGUGAUGAUAAUAGGACUACAAAAAAUCAGGGGGGUAAAAAGGGAAAAAAGAACAGAAAACGUGAUGAUAGUGAUGAAGAUAUUGAAAAGGUCUUGGCGGAAUUGGAAAUGGAAUAUGCAGGUAUAAAAAAAGAACCUGAACCGUCCACAGAGGAGAAGCCCAAAGAAGAAAAGAAGAAAAAGGAAAAGUUGGAGGAAAAAAAGGAACCAGAAGUUGAUACAAAAACAGAAGAGGCUAGUACUGUGAAGACGGCCGCUCAAAAGAAAAAGGAAAAGAAAGAAAGAGAAAAGCAAAAGAAAUUAAGUCAAAAAAAGCAGGACACGACAAAAGAAGAUUCACAAGAGCCUGAGGAACAACCAAAAGAAAUGAUUAAGAAACUAGAAGAUGCAGGUGAUAAACAAGAGGAAGAUGAUCAAGAAGGGGAGAAAAAGAGUAAAAAGAAAAAGAAGAAAGGAAAAGAUGAUGAAGACAAAGAUGCCAAAGAUGGCAAAAAAGGUCCUGGUAAGAAGACUAUAGCAGCUAUGCAAGAAGCUCUCAAGAAACUUAAGGAAGAAGAGGAACGUCUAAAGAAAGAAGAAGAGGAGAGAUUAAAACGCGAAGAGGAAGCUGAAAAAGCCAGGCUAGAAGCAUUGAGAUUAGAACAAGAAAGGAAAGAAAGGAAAAAGCAGAAAGAAAAGGAAAGGAAAGAAAGACUGAAAGCUGAAGGAAAACUGUUGACUGCUAAACAGAAGGCUGAUAGGGUUAGGGCACAAGCAUUAAUUGAUAGUUUGAAAGCACAAGGGGUGGAAUUACCAGAUGUUGGUGAGAAGAAACCCAGACUUGGAACAAGGAUAAGGCCGAAUAAGCAAAAGAAAGAACAAACGCCAGUUCCAAAAGAAGAGGAUCAAACACUCGAGCCAGAAAAAAUAGAAUCCCCUAAAGAAGAAGCCGCCCCACAACCUCCUGAAGAAAUAAAAGAACCUGAAGUAGAAGAAGACGUCAAAGACGCUUGGGAUGCUUCAUCAGACGACGAAGAAAAAGAAGAAUCUCAACAAACAGCUAAUAAAUCAGUGGAAAGUAAAGAACAACCGGUCGAAGCGGAAGCCGAAGAAAGCAGUUCCGAAGAAGACGAAGAAUCAGAUAGCGAUGAAGAAGAAGAAGAAAGCGAAUCUGAAUCAGAAGACGAGGAAGAGGACGGUAAAACUGUAGCCGAAAGAGUUCGAGAUAAAGCUCUAGAAAGGAUAAAGAUCAGGAAAGAAAACGCUGAAAAGAAUAAAUCUCCGGAAAAUCUGAGAGCGGCAAUAGUUUGCGUAUUGGGUCACGUGGAUACAGGCAAAACGAAAAUUUUGGAUAAAUUGCGUCGUACCAACGUACAAGAUGGAGAAGCCGGCGGUAUAACUCAACAGAUCGGUGCCACCAAUGUCCCCAUGGACGCCAUCAAGGAACAAAUUAAAAUAGUCAAAGGGUUUAACGAUAUGGAAUUGAAAAUUCCGGGUCUUUUGAUUAUCGAUACGCCCGGUCACGAAUCGUUUUCCAAUCUACGCAAUCGCGGUUCUUCUCUAUGCGAUAUUGCCAUUCUGGUUGUGGAUAUUAUGCACGGUUUGGAACCUCAAACUAUCGAAUCGAUAAAUAUAUUGAAAAAUAAGAAAACUCCGUUUUUGGUGGCUCUAAAUAAAAUCGACAGAUUGUACGAUUGGCGAACGAUGAAUAGAAAAGACGUGAGGGAUAUUUUGAAAGCGCAAGCGCCGAAUACUCAGUUGGAGUUCGAAACUCGAACUAAAGAUGUCGUUUUGCAGUUUGCCGAACAAGGUUUAAAUGCAGCUCUAUUUUACGAAAAUCCCGAUACGCGUACUUACGUAUCUCUGGUACCUACCAGCGCCAUUACCGGUGAAGGUAUGGGUAACCUCCUAGCCCUCAUAGUAGAUUACUGUCAAACGAGGUUAACCAAACGUUUGAUGUAUUCCGAUGAACUCCAAGCGACUGUAUUGGAAGUCAAAGCAAUACCAGGAUUAGGUACCACCAUUGAUGUUAUUUUGGUAAACGGUACUUUAAGGGAAGGCGAUACGAUGUUAUGUGCUGGUACGGAUGGUCCCAUAGAAACCCAGAUUAGAUCCUUGUUAAUGCCUCAACCUUUACGAGAACUACGUGUCAAAAACGCGUAUAUUGAAUACAAAGAAAUCAAAGCGGCCCAGGGUGUAAAAAUCGCAGCUAAAGAAUUGGAAAAAGCUAUAGCCGGUUUGAACCUGUACGUAGCUCAAAAGUCGGAUGAAAUUGAUAUAUUAAAAGAAGAAGUAGCAAGGGAAUUAAAAUCGGCAUUGUCAAAUAUCAAAUUAGCAGAUCGGGGCGUUUAUGUGCAGGCUUCCACUUUGGGUUCAUUGGAAGCCCUCUUGGAGUUCUUGAGGACCAGCAAAAUUCCCUAUUCCGGUAUCAGGAUAGGACCUGUCGUCAAAAAGGAUGUAAUGAAAGCUUCUAUAAUGUUAGAACACGAAAGUCAAUACGCUACGAUACUAGCUUUCGACGUAAAAGUAGAACGGGACGCGCAAGAAUUGGCGGAUAGCGUCGGAGUGAAAAUAUUCCAAGCGGACAUCAUUUAUCAUCUUUUCGAUAAAUUUAUGGCGUAUCGCGAGGAAUUGAAACAAAGGAAACGCGAGGAAUUCAAACAUAUCGCCGUUUUUCCGUGCAAACUCAAAAUACUGCCGCAAUUCGUGUUCAAUUCCAGAGAUCCAAUCGUCGCCGGUGUUAUGGUCGAAGCUGGUAUAGUUAGGGAGGGUACACCCAUAUGCGUACCGAGCAAAGAGUUUGUGGAUUUGGGGAUCGUAACUAGUAUAGAAAGUAAUCACAAAACGGUGGAGAGCGCUCGGAAAGGCAUGGAAGUUUGUAUCAAGAUAGAACCUGUCCCUGGAGAAUCGCCUAAAAUGUUCGGUAGGCAUUUCGAUGAGACGGAUUUCCUUGUCAGUAAGAUAUCACGUCAAUCGAUAGACGCUUGCAAAGACUACUUCAGAGACGAUCUACAGAAAACCGAUUGGCAGUUGAUGGUGGAACUCAAAAAACUCUUCCAGAUUUUGUAAAAAAAAACAAACAGUGCAAUAUACACAUUUUCCAAUUUAAUUUUUAUUUUUUCAACUUACCCACAGUAGCAAACAAAACCAGUAUUUUUUUUCUCCCUUUUCGACAGUGUUUCAAAUAAAUGUAUAUUUAUAUAAACAAAUAAAUGACUAUAAACUGUUUAAA
Messenger RNA from Diorhabda carinulata, 3748 nucleotides. RefSeq names its product eukaryotic translation initiation factor 5B (gene eIF5B). Gene Ontology annotation, molecular function: GTP binding; GTPase activity; translation initiation factor activity. The record is from RefSeq and is a predicted model, not a curated record. Bases 178 to 3585 code for a protein of 1135 amino acids. NCBI's taxonomy places the organism in Eukaryota, Metazoa, Arthropoda, Insecta, Coleoptera, Chrysomelidae. The transcript has 15 exons.